Cryptococcus wingfieldii CBS 7118 is the source of this 426-nucleotide messenger RNA. RefSeq lists its product as hypothetical. Gene Ontology annotation, biological process: mitochondrion organization. Lineage: Eukaryota; Fungi; Basidiomycota; Tremellomycetes; Tremellales; Cryptococcaceae. The transcript has 4 exons. Gene Ontology annotation, cellular component: nucleus; mitochondrion. The record is from RefSeq and is a predicted model, not a curated record. The coding region runs from base 1 to 426 and encodes 141 amino acids.
AUGCCCCGAUCUUCCCGUUCCUCCGCCCGCCCCUCCCCCCCCCCCUCCCAACAAUCCCGAGGCGCCCACACCGCCGCCUACCCCGCCCAACACGCCCCCCCUCCCGCCGCGCAGCACGCCGGUGUGCAGCAGCAGCGCCAGCCCGGCAUGCUCGCCCAGGCCGCGUCCACCAUGGGCGGUGCCAUGGCUGGUUCUGUCGUCGGGCAUGGUAUCAGCAACAUGCUCUUCGGUGGGGGUGGGGGACAGCAGGCGGCACCUGUUGAGCAGGCGCAGGCGCCUGUCAACCAGCAGCAGGCUGGUAUGAGCUGUGAUAUCCAGGCUAAGGACUUUACCAAGUGUCUCGAGGCUACUAACGGCGACAUGCAAUCUUGUGGCUACUACCUCGAAGCCCUCAAGGCUUGCCAGGCUGCUGCCCGACCUUACUAG